This is a messenger RNA of Panicum hallii, 782 nucleotides long. RefSeq names its product heavy metal-associated isoprenylated plant protein 47-like. The transcript has 2 exons. Gene Ontology annotation, molecular function: metal ion binding. The record is from RefSeq and is a predicted model, not a curated record. Bases 204 to 608 code for a protein of 134 amino acids. NCBI's taxonomy places the organism in Eukaryota, Viridiplantae, Streptophyta, Magnoliopsida, Poales, Poaceae.
GCUCCCACACCACUCAGCAAGCAGUUGCGCGGCACAGGCCUGCCUCUUCGCUUCUCUCCACUCCUCCUCUGUCUCUCUCCACUCUCCACACCAUCGAGCUCGAGAAAUCCUCGCCUCAACCUCCUGUCCCGGUCUCGGUAGCCGCGAGACGUUCGAAUCUUCAAGUUAUUUUUGGAGCACGGCGCAGCCUCGAGAAAUCACCCAUGGCUAAGCAAAAGAUCGUGAUCAAGGUGCAGAUGGCGAGCGACCGGUGCCGGUCCCGGGCGCUGGCGCUGGUGGCGGCCACGGGCGGGGUGGACUCCGUGGCGCUCGCCGGCGACGGCAAGGACCAGGUCGUCGUGGUGGGCGAGGGCGUCGACUCCAUCAAGCUCACCAGCGCGCUGCGCAAGAAGGUGGGCGGCGCGGAGCUGGUGCAGGUCGGCGAGGACAAGAAGGAGGAGAAGAAGCCGGCGCCGGCUCCCACCGUCGCCGCGCCCGAGUACUACAGCCAGUGGUACUACCACCCCUACCCUCCGCCGCCGCCACCGCACCUGGCCGGCGCCGUCUACGACCACCACGCCGCCGGGUACGGCUACUACCCGCGGUCGGACACCUGCUCCAUAAUGUAAACAGAGGGGCUUGGAUUCCCGACUCUGUUUUUUUUUGUUUAAGAGGUACUCGUAUGUGGUUCAGUACGGCUUAGUAUUUCCUUUUCUUUCACACGAAUUCCACUUGUACAAAAAAUGGCGAUGCCGGGAAAAUCUCGAUUAUAAUCAGGAAAAGUGCAUGUGAAUAUUUCAGGA